Molecule: messenger RNA, 2874 nt
Organism: Loxodonta africana (African savanna elephant)
Lineage: Eukaryota; Metazoa; Chordata; Mammalia; Proboscidea; Elephantidae
Gene: EIF4E
Product: eukaryotic translation initiation factor 4E
Exons: 7
Coding region: 76-729 (217 amino acids)
Biological process (GO): translational initiation
Cellular component (GO): cytoplasm; eukaryotic translation initiation factor 4F complex
Molecular function (GO): RNA 7-methylguanosine cap binding; translation initiation factor activity
Source: RefSeq, a predicted model, not a curated record
CCAAUCCGGUUUGAACCUCAUUUUUUUCCUCUCACCCCCCCUUCAGGAGCGGUUGUGCGAUCAGAUCGAUCUAAGAUGGCGACUGUGGAACCGGAAACCACCCCUACCCCAAAUCCCCUGCCUACAGAAGAAGAGAAGACAGAAUCUAAUCAGGAGGUUGCUAACCCAGAACACUAUAUUAAACAUCCACUACAGAACAGAUGGGCGCUCUGGUUUUUUAAAAAUGAUAAAAGCAAAACUUGGCAAGCAAACCUUCGGCUCAUCUCUAAGUUUGAUACUGUUGAAGAUUUUUGGGCUCUGUACAACCAUAUCCAGUUGUCUAGUAAUUUAAUGCCUGGCUGUGACUACUCGCUUUUUAAGGAUGGUAUUGAACCCAUGUGGGAAGAUGAGAAAAACAAACGAGGAGGACGAUGGCUAAUUACAUUGAACAAACAGCAGAGACGAAGUGACCUCGACCGCUUUUGGCUUGAGACACUGCUGUGCCUUAUUGGAGAAUCUUUUGAUGACUAUAGUGAUGAUGUAUGUGGAGCUGUUGUUAAUGUUAGAGCUAAAGGUGAUAAAAUAGCAAUAUGGACUACUGAAUGUGAAAACAGAGAUGCGGUUACACAUAUAGGGAGGGUAUACAAGGAAAGGUUAGGACUUCCUCCAAAGAUAGUGAUUGGUUAUCAGUCCCAUGCAGACACAGCUACUAAGAGCGGCUCCACUACUAAAAAUAGGUUUGUUGUUUAAGAAGACACCUUCUGAGUAUUCUCAUAGGAGACUGCGUCAAGCAAUCGAGAUUUGGGAGCUGAACCAAAGCCUCUUCAAAAGCAGAGUGGACUGCAUUUAAAUUUGAUUUCCAUCUAAAUGUUGCUAAGAUAUAAGAGACGUCUCAAUCGCCUUUGUCUUGUACUUCUGUGUUCAUUUUUUUUUUUUUUUUAAUUUUGGCUAGAGUAUCCACUAUCCCAAUCAAAGAUUUGCAGUACACAUCAUCCCCAGAAUCCAUAAAUGUGUUCCUGGCCCACUCUGUAAUAGCUUAGUAGAAUUCACAUUACAAAAUAUUUACUCAUCCACAAUAUUCAAAAAAGAACUUACAUUUCUAUACCUUACAGGAAAAAAAGUCAUUUAUGUACCAUUGUACGCAGGAGCAUAUUUUGCUGGUUUGAAAGACUAUGAUGCAUACAGUUUUCUAGCAAUUUUCUUUGUUUCUUUUUACAGCAUUGUUUUUGCUGUACUCUUGCUGAUGGCUGCUAGAUUUUAAUUUAUUUGUUUCCCUACUUGAUAACAUUAGUGAUUCUGAUUUCAGUUUUUCAUUUUGUUUUGCUUUUGUUUUUUUUUCUCAUGUAAGUUUGGUGAAGGAUCCAGGAAUAUGACACAAAGGUGGAAUAAACAUUAAUUUUGUGCAUUCUUUGGUAAUUUUUUUGUUUUUUUGUAACUACAAAGCUUUGCUACAAAUUUAUGCAUUUCAUUCAAAUCAGUGAUCUAUGUUUGUGUGAUUUCCUAAACAUAAUUGUGGAUUUUUAAAAAUGUAACAUCAUAAUUACAUUCCUAACUAGAAUUAGUAUGUCUGUUUUUGUAUCUUUAUGCUGUAUUUUAACACUUUGUAUUACUUAGGUUAUUUUGCUUUGGUUAAAAUGGCUCAAGUAGAAAAGCGGUCCCAUUCAUGUUAAGACAGUGUACAAAACUGUAAAUAAAAUGUGUACAGUGAAUUGUCUUUUAGACAACUAGAUUUGUCCUUUUAUUUCCCCAUCUCUAUAGAAGCAAUUGUACUCCUGUUGCGAGGCAGUCUCUGUUGUGUCUUCUUUUUGUCGUGUCUUCCACGUGAACACCUUAAGUUUGGAGCACUAGUUUGAUUAUUAUGUUUAUUAAAAUUUUUAAUAAAUUUAGUAGGGAGCAUUAUAUAUAUGGAACUAAAUUGAUGUGGCUAUCUUUGUUUUUUAUAAACUAAGGCACAGUCCUUUAGUCUUAGGUAAAUAAUGUAGUACUCUCAGUAUGUUAAAGUAAGAAUUGGUCUCUUGGUGUAUCACCAUUUGAUUAGCAGGAACAGUGGUUUUAAAACUUGGUUGCUGAAUAGAGAUGCUCUUCUGUGUCAAAAUGCUAGCACAGGGGAAGAGGACAGGUGGUGGGGGCAUAUGCACUAAGAAUUUGGUUAGUGUUGUCUAAUAGAAUGGAAUAAACGGGUAUGAAGAUGUAUUUAUAUUGGUAAAUUGGUGUAGUAUGGUUUCGUAUAAACUUGAAAACUUGAUCUACUCUUUGUAGACAACAUUUGAAAACAAACUUGAAAAAAUUUUGUCUAUUAUACAUAAGUGUAUAAUUCAGAUCCUGUGAAAUAAAAAAUGACUAGCAUAUACAAAAGGGUAAGCUGAACUAUAGCAGAAUGAAAAUCAUUAGUUAAGGAAAAUUUAUUUUUAAAUGGUGAUUGUGAAUUGAUUGAUCAUUUUAAAACUGAUAAACUUGAUGAAAAUUCUCCAUAAACAUGAAAUUGGUAGCAUUGAUUUCAUUGCAGAAUUUUAAAACAGUUUAAAGGGUACCAGAGGCUACCAUCUGGGUACUUUCAGUGCCACAAAAUCCUCUUGUUCAGUAUUUUGGAAAUAGUGACUCUUUUGUGUUUAUAAUCUCAAUAUACCUAAUAUCUGCUGUCUAAGCUUGGGUGGUUAGUUCAGCUGAUUUAUUGUCUAUGUUGAUAUGUAUAAUUGUGAGCACUUCAAGAGUUUGCUUAAAAGAGAACACGGUGGUUUGUGUUGGCAAUGGGUGGAAUUGGAGUAGUAUGUCUUUUAGAAAUUAAUUCUGAGAUGCUGUCCAGUUUUAAGAAGCAUUAGCUUUUGGGGGCAGAGGAGGGAUAUUAAAUGUACACAGUUUCAAAAUUAAAAAAAAAAAAAAAAAAUCUUGAUAGCA